AUGGCCACUUCGAUGUCCCCUGGCCAAAGCAUGGUCCUCAUUUGUGAAACGGGGGUCCCAGGUCCUCAGAUACCCCAGGUCCCAGGGCCUGAGCUUCUCCAGCAGGAGCAGGUGGCCUUUGGCAGUGGGGACACCAUGGAGCUGAUCUGCUCACUGCCUGGAGGAGCCUCCACAGGCUGCACUGUCUGGUCUAAGGAUGGCACAAGGCUGGCAGCCUCCCACCGCAUCCUGGUGGGGCCCCAGAGGCUACAAGAGCUGAAUGCCUCCCGUGAGGAUGCAGGGGUCUACAUCUGUCAUCAGCAGCUCCCUCGGGGUAUGAGGUGCCGUUUCACUGUGCCUGUGACAGAUGCUCCAGCCUUAGGAGACAAUGAAGAUGGGGAGGAUGUGGCUGAUGACACAGGGGCCCCUUACUGGACUCGACCGGACCGUAUGGAUAUGAAACUGCUGUCUGUGCCAGCCACCAGCACUGUACGCUUCCACUGUGCAGCCGCCGGCAGCCCCCCCCCCAUCUCCUGGCUGAAGAAUGGCAAGGAAUUCCGAGGGGAGCAUCGCAUAGGGGGCCUGCACCUUAGGCACCAGCACUGGAGCCUGGUCAUGGAGAGUGCGGUGCCUUCUGAUAGUGGCACCUACACCUGCGUGGUACAGAACGAGUUUGGCAGCAUUCAGCAGACUUACACACUGGACGUGCUGGAGCACUUCCCACAUCGGCCCAUCCUGCAUGCUGGGCUGCCAGCGAACCAGACAGCCACUCUAGGCAGUGACGUAGGGUUCCACUGCGAGGUGUAUAGUGAUGCCCAACCACACGUCCAGUGGCUGAAGCAUGUUGAGGUGAAUGGCAGCAAGAUGAGCCCUGAUGGCAAGCCCCAUGUCACCGUACUCAAGACAUCAGGCAUUAACACUGCCGACAAGGAGCUAGAAGUUCUGUCCUUGCGCAAUGUCACCUUUGAGGACUCGGGGUACACCUGCCUGGCAGGCAAUUAUUUCGGGUUUUCCCAUCGCUCUGCAUGGCUGGAGGUACUGCCGGCUGAGAGAGAGCUGGCAGAGGGUAAGGAGGCCGGCAGCUUAUCUGCGGGCACCAUCAGCUUCUGGGUGGGCUUCUCCCUCUCAAUUUUGAUGGCGGCAACUAUGACACUCUGCUACCUGCAUAGAGCCACAAGAAAGGGCCUGGGCCCUCCCACUGUUCACAGGAGUUCUCAAUUCACAGCUGAGUGACAGGUGACCGUGGAGUCCUGCUCCUCCGUGAACUCUGACAUACCCCUGGUCCACAUCGUCCGCCCAUUCUCAAGAGAACAUACUGUUAUGGCUAAUAGUUCUGAGCUUGAGCUGCCUGCUGACCCAAAGUGGGAAAUAUCUAGAACUUGGCUGACACUCGGCAAUCCUCUGGCAGAAGGCUGCUUUGGCCAGGUUUUUAUGGCAGAGGCUAUUGGCAUUAACAUGGACAGCACUGCCAACCCUGUCACCGUGGCCGUGAAAACACUGAAGAGUAAGAAGGGAGGGAAGUAA
Molecule: messenger RNA, 1503 nt
Organism: Peromyscus eremicus (cactus mouse)
Lineage: Eukaryota; Metazoa; Chordata; Mammalia; Rodentia; Cricetidae
Product: fibroblast growth factor receptor 3-like
Cellular component (GO): plasma membrane
Molecular function (GO): fibroblast growth factor receptor activity; fibroblast growth factor binding
Source: RefSeq, a predicted model, not a curated record